CACCAGCCAGCUUUUAAUUCAAGAAGGAUUUGUCUUCUACCCGGGAUGUGAAAAAAAGGAGGAGGGGGGGGGCGGCGUGGCUAUUGUAGAACUAGUGGGUUUGAGGCGGAUUUUUUGGGCAAGUCUAUGUGCAGAGGCACCUCAAACGCAGAGAGGCAGCUGAGCAGAGCGCACGGCGCACGGACCAGACGCAGGCAAGAGAACCGCGGAACAGAUUCUAGUGGCAUUCAGCUGCUUCUCCUGCAUUCCUACAGAUCUGUAAGGCAGGGAAGACAAGAUAGCUAGAACUGUGGAUUUUUUUCAUUUUCAUGGAAUAAUUUGAGUCUUCUGCGUUUCAAAUUUAGAUUAUUUUCCUCUUCGCUCUGUGGAGAGAGAGAGAGAUAUGCAGCUGCUGAUUGAGCACAGCAUUUAGUAAAUUAACACUUGGUUUGACCAGUUCUUUGGAGCUUUUCUCUGUGAUCCGUUGGAGACGCCAACCAAAAUUCAACCAAGAAAAAUGAAAGGACUAUUUCUGACAGAAAUGUGGACAUUUCUGGCUCUCUUGACGCUGGCAACACAACACGUCGCCGGUAAGACGCUGACAUACCAGGUUCACGAGGAGCAGAAGGUCGGCACGGUUAUUGCCCGUUUGAGGGACGACGUCGCGGACGUUCUUGCAAAACUUCCGAGCUCAGUGUCGCUGCGCUUCAGAGCCAUGCAAAGAGGGGGCUCGUCGUAUCUGGCGGUGCGAGAGCAGGAUGGAGAGAUCAGCAUCAAGACCAAAAUCGACCGCGAGAAACUCUGCGAAAAGAAUCUCAACUGCUCCAUUCAAUUCGACGUGCUGACACUCCCCACGGAGCACCUGCAGCUGUUUCACGUUGAGGUGGAGGUGUUAGACAUCAACGACAACGCGCCCCAGUUCGCCCGUGCCGUCAUCCCCAUAGAGAUCUCCGAGAGCGCGGCGGUAGGCGCGCGCAUUCCGCUGGACAGCGCCACGGACCCCGAUGUCGGAGAGAACUCGCUCUACACGUACGCUUUGGAACCCAACAACUUCUUCAAGAUCGACAUCCAGUCCAGGACUGACGGAGCUAAAUAUGCAGAGCUGGUGGUGCUCAGGGAGCUGGACCGGGAGGUGCGCUCCGGUUACGAACUUCAGUACACGGCUUCUGAUAGGGGCGUUCCCUCGAGGACGGGUUCGACUUUACUCAAAAUCAGUGUCGCUGACUCGAAUGACAACAGCCCGAUAUUUGAUAAAUCAUCAUAUGUCAUAAAUCUCCCAGAAAGUUCACCUGUUGGCACAGUCCUCAUUAACUUAAACGCCACGGACGCCGACGACGGCACUAACGCGAAAAUCAUCUACUCAUUCAGCAGUCAUGUGUCGCCCAAAAUAAUGGAGAUGUUCAAGAUUAACCCCGACAGCGGCCGUCUCACACUCAUCAGGCGCAUGGACUAUGAGACCGUUAACUCGUACGACAUUGAUGUUCAAGCACAGGACAUGGGUCCGAACUCCAUGCCGGCUCAUUGCAAGAUCCUGGUCAAAGUGGUCGAUGUGAACGAUAACAAACCAGACAUCAGCAUCAAUCUCAUGUCCUCUCAGGGGAAUGGGGAUGCAGCUUACAUAUCUGAGGCUUCUCCUUUGGACACGUUUGUGGCUCUGGUGAGGGUGGAGGACUUGGACUCUGGGUUGAAUGGAGAGGUAGAAUGUAAACUUCAUGGUCAAGGAUAUUUCAAACUGCAGAAGUCCUACGAGAACAACUACAUGGUUUUGACCAAUGUGUCUCUAGACCGAGAGAAGAGGUCCGAGUUCAGUCUGACAGUGGUGGCAGAGGACAGAGGGACCCCCAGUCUCUCUACUGUCAAACACUUCACUGUGCAUGUGACUGAUGAAAAUGACAACCCACCAUGUUUUGAGAAAGGCCAAUAUGAGAUCUUCAAGUCAGAGAACAAUGCUCCUGGCGCUUAUCUGACCUCCAUCAUGGCCACUGACCCUGAUCUGGACGCCAAUGGACAGGUUAGCUACUCCAUCUUGGAAAACUCUGUUCAUGGUAGCUCUAUCUCCACCUAUGUCACAAUUGACCCCUCGAAUGGCGCUAUAUAUGCACUGCGUACAUUUGAUCGUGAGGAUGUUAGUCGCAUUUCCUUUGUUGUGCAAGCCAAAGACGCAGGGAAGCCACCGCUGCUCAGCAAUGCCACAGUUGUUCUGAAUAUUUUGGAUGAGAAUGACAACCCACCAGUCAUCGUGGUCCCCCAGCUGUGGAACUUCACUGCUGAUGUGCCCGCGUCAAAGUUCACGGAGGCCGGACAGCUAGUAACCCUAGUUAGGGCUACAGAUCGCGACACAGGGGUUAACGCUGAGCUCAUUUGCUCUAUUGUCAGUGGCAACGAAGAGGGCUUCUUCAUCAUUGACCCGAGAACCUGUGAAAUUCACGCCAACGCCAGCCUAGAGACCUUUCCCCAUGAGCAUGCUGAGUUAUCAGUCUUAGUCAGAGAUCACGGAAGGGAGAGCCUCAGUGCUAAGGCGGCAAUAAAAAUCACGCUCUAUGCCAAUAUGGAGAACCACGUCCAGGUGAUGGACCAGGGAGAAUCUUCUCUUGAUGCAUCCCUGAUUAUCAUCAUCUCCCUGGGGGCCAUAUGCACCGUGCUCCUGGUCAUAAUGGUGGUGUUCGCCGCUCGCUGUAACCGGGAGAAGAAGGACACAAGGCAUUCCUACAACUGUCGGGUAGCCGAAUCGACCCAUCAGCACCAUCCCAAGAAGCCCUCGCGGCAAAUCCACAAAGGUGAUAUAACCCUGGUUCCCACGGUGAACGGCACCCUGCCAAUCAGAGCGCACCACCACUCGCCUUCGGCCACACCCCCCAUGGACCGAGCCCAGAUGGGUAGCCGGCAGAAUCACCACAGCCGGCAAUCACUGAACAGCCUGGUCACCAUCUCGUCCAAUCACAUUCCAGAGAGCUUUGCCCUGGAACUGGCGCAUGCAACUCCACCAGUGGAGCAAGUCUCACAGCUUCUGUCCAUGCUCCAUCAGGGACAGUACCAGCCCAGACCCAGUUUCCGUGGCAACAAAUACUCCCGCAGCUACAGGUAUGCAUUACAAGAUAUGGACAAGUUCAGCCUGAAGGACAGUGGCCGUGGGGACAGCGAGGCAGGAGACAGUGACUGUGACAUGGGUCGGGAGUCUCCCGUCGACAGACUGUUGCUGGGGGAGGGCUUUUCUGACUUGAUCCACCUCGAAAUGCACCAUCGACUCCACCCAGCCAUGAGAUUGUGCACCGAUGAAUGUCGCGUCCUGGGACACUCUGACCAAUGCUGGAUGCCCCCCCUCUCCUCCCCGGCUUCCUCUGACUACCGCAACAACAUGUACAUCCCCGGAGAGGAGUCCGCCCAGCAGCCCCCGCUUGACGAUGACCAGUCCUCCGUUGACUCGGAGCGGGGCAAAAGCUUUUCCACUUUUGGCAAGGAGUCUGGGAACGAAGAGGAGGGGCUCGGGGGCGGCGCCGCCGGAGGAGGAAGUGAUGCCUGUGCGGGCGGAGGAGGGGCUGGCUCCCUUCUCACAGAGAUGAACUCCGUAUUCCAGCGGCUCCUUCCCCCCAAUAUGGACUCCUACACAGAGUGUACUGAAACAAGCCCCCCCUCGUCCUCGUCAAACACUGAUAGAGGAAGUGGGCGUGGCGGAAACAUUGCAGGUAACCAUGGUAACAACGCUGUCCCUCAAGACAACCGGAGAGGAUUGUUGCCAGGCGGGAAAGGUCCAGCUUACCCCCCAGGUGUGGCUGCCUGGGCAGCCAAUACCCACUAUCUUAAUCCUGGAAGCGGAUCAGCGGGAACCAAUCAUGUCACCUCUGCUUCCUCAUCAUCCUCUAACUGCACUUCCACUUCAACCAACGGACAGCCGUCACACCUCAAAUGGCUACCAGCCAUGGAGGAAAUCCCAGAGAAUUACGAGGAAGAUGACUUCGAUGGCGCCUUCCACCAGGGCGGCAAGCGCAGUGAGAGCCGCCAUGAGGGCGGUAUGGACGCCAGCGAGCUGGUCCAUGAGAUCAACAAGCUGCUGCAGGACGUCAGGCAGAACUAGAGAGGAAAAAGGCAUAGCAUGAUUUUCACCUUCAUUCUGGCAAAUGCUUGUUCUUUGUGUCAACAUAUAUAAACUUUACGAUUCACGGUAAUGCUAGUCCAUGUUCAUUUGACCAAAUAUUAUCUUAAUAAUUGCGUGCUGAAAGACUCGAAAAGAAAAAUACAGCACUGAAGUUGUGACUGAGGCUACUUGAAGGUGUCAAACGGGCGCUCCAAGAACAAAUCGUUUCUCCGGGAGUGGCUUGAAUGAGUGAUUUUUAAAAAGGAUCCACCAACAGAAACUGUACUCUUUUUUUCAUUUUAUAGUGUUUACUGCUGUGUGAACAGACUCCAUAUGGAGGUACCAACAUUUGUGUGAUCUAAUUUCUGCUUUUACAAUGUACAAUAUUGUACAGUGUCUGUGGAAAAAUGGCAAACUCACUUGAAUAUUGUGUGCUAUGUCUCCUGUUUUGUCAAAAUAUUGACUGUAACCGUAUAAUUUGACUUUUGCAUUUGAAAAAUACUUUUUUUUACUUCUAUAUAUUUAUAUGUGUCCAUGUAUGUUUGUACAGAAAAAGAAAAGAAAUGUAUAUUUUUUAUAUUUGUCACUGCAUGUCUUAAUAACACUUUCAAUGUGUCUCUUUUCCCCUGCCCUGUUUAUUUUAUGAAGCAAAUUGUAUUUAAUUUUGGUAUUGAAGGUGUGUGUGUGCAUUGGAAAUAAUCACAUUCCAAUGUAGUUCCAUGUUGGAAACGUGUUUUGUAUGGUAACACUGUGACCAUUGGGUGAUGAAUAAAGCAGAGGGAUUCAUA
Molecule: messenger RNA, 4839 nt
Organism: Pungitius pungitius (ninespine stickleback)
Lineage: Eukaryota; Metazoa; Chordata; Actinopteri; Perciformes; Gasterosteidae
Gene: pcdh18a
Product: protocadherin 18a
Exons: 4
Coding region: 497-4051 (1184 amino acids)
Biological process (GO): homophilic cell-cell adhesion
Cellular component (GO): plasma membrane
Molecular function (GO): calcium ion binding
Source: RefSeq, a predicted model, not a curated record